UUUGGAUUCAACAUUUAUUUAUUUUUUUGGAUCAAUUAGCUGUUUUUCGUGCUUUUGUUGUUUACGGGCCGCCCCAUCGAGCAGCCAGUAGACAAGAGCACCGCGAUGCAUUCCAAGGCCGAUCCCGCGCUCAAUACGGUGCGCGGCUUCAACGGAACGCCCGUGGUAUCCGGCGACGAGGACUCGGACUACUGCCCUACUCCCCAGCCCGGUGAGAAGGGUCGUGCCAAGAAAGUCAGGAAGCCCCACGCCAUCGACGAUGUUGUCAGCGCCAACUGCAGCCCCGGUCUCCGGCCGCAGGUUUCCCAGGGCGGCUUGAGUGGCAUCAGCAGGCUGCGGAUGGAGUUUGAUGCGCUGAACAUCGCAGGCAACAGUACUGCCAAUUCGACGGCUGCGUCGUCGCGCACCACUUCCCUGACUUGCAGUGAGAGCCUCCGCUCCCCUUUCGCCAAGGAUGCCACGGCGACCAGCAGCGGCCGAGACAGCGGUUACAAGAGCCGCACCGAAAGCAUCGCGAGCAGCGGGGACGAGACGGCGUCGCAUAGCAGCAGGACUAGCACUCGCUACGAGAUCAACUUGGAGAACGACUUCGCCAGCGAGGCCAAUGGUCGCGCCGCCGAGGGGGCCGUUCCUCCCCGUCGUAAGAUGACGGCGGACGACUUUGAGCAACUUCGGUGUCUGGGCAAGGGCGCCUACGGAACAGUCCUGCUAGUCAAGCAGCGCACGACGGGCCGGCUGUUUGCCCAGAAGCAGUUCAAGAAGGCGUCGCUCGUGGUGCACAAGAAGCUGAUCGAGCAGACAAAGACGGAGCGCCAGAUCCUCGAGAGCGUCAACCGGCACCCCUUCGUCGUCAAGCUGUACUACGCGUUUCAGGACCAGGAGAAGCUUUACCUGAUUCUCGAGUACGGCCAGGGCGGAGAGCUGUUCACCCACCUGAGCACCGAGCGCAUGUUCUCCGAGGAGACAGCCGCCUUCUACAUGGCCGAGAUGGUCCUCGCGCUGACGCACCUGCACAACGACCUGGGCGUGAUCUACCGCGACCUCAAGCCGGAGAACUGCCUGCUCGACGCCGAAGGUCACCUGCUCCUGACCGACUUCGGCCUUUCCAAGGUCGCCGUCGACGACGCCGACGCGUGCAACUCGAUGCUUGGCACGGUCGAGUACAUGGCGCCCGAGGUGAUCCAGGGUAAGAAGUAUGGCCGAGCAGUCGACUGGUGGUCGCUCGGGGCGCUGGGGUUCGACCUGAUGACGGGCCAUCCACCCUUCCGCGGACCGAACAACGCCAAGAUCCAGGACAACAUCGUGCGACAGAAGCUGGCCCUGCCCUUCUUCCUGAGCCCCGACGCCAAGGACCUGCUCACGCGCCUGCUGCGCAAGGAUCCGAGCAAGCGGCUGGGCUCCAACAUGCCCAAGGAUCUGGACACCAUUAAGAAGCAUCGCUUCUUCCGCAAGAUCGACUGGAAGCGGCUCGCCGCGCGCGAGCUGGAGCCGCCCAUCCAGCCGGUCAUCACAGACCCGGAGCUGGCCGAAAACUUUUCUCCCGAGUUCACCGAGAUGAGUUUGAGCCCGGUCGUGGGCCGGUUCGCGGACGCAAAUGGUGGGAAAGAUGGCGAUCUCUGGGGUGAUGUCGGCUGUGAUGGCGGCGAUCGCCAUGGCGGCGCGGAGGACGAGCCCGGUAAGGACGAUCUGUUUGGCGGCUUCAGUUUCGUGGCACCUCACAGCCUGCUGGAGAGCCAUGGGUUCAGGGUUCCGGCUUAGACUUGGGCACUCGGCCGGCCUAUCAAAGAGGCGGCAUACCGUGACGUUCCAGGUAUGCUGCAGGUGACACCUCGCUGAGCUGGGCUGAGCUGGAAGCUUGUGACUCGUGGUGUCUGGAUGGUUGUUCCAAGUUAGAGC
Messenger RNA from Thermothelomyces thermophilus ATCC 42464, 1896 nucleotides. RefSeq lists its product as uncharacterized. The coding region runs from base 106 to 1758 and encodes 550 amino acids. The transcript has a single exon. The record is from RefSeq and is a predicted model, not a curated record. Gene Ontology annotation, molecular function: protein serine/threonine kinase activity; ATP binding. Lineage: Eukaryota; Fungi; Ascomycota; Sordariomycetes; Sordariales; Chaetomiaceae. Gene Ontology annotation, biological process: protein phosphorylation.